UUUAAAAAAUUAUACUACCUCCGUUCCUAUUAUAACUUCCAAAUUGGUUUGGCACACAAUUUAAGAUAGUGGGUAUUGUGUGGUGGAGAAUUGUGCAGAGGAGAGAGAAAUGUCGUGAACCACAAUUCUUUACCAAAAAGGGAAAGUGGAAGUUUUAAUUGGAACGGACGAAAAAGAAAAGUUAGAAGUUAUAAUAGGAACGGAGGGGAGUAUACCAAUAUUAUUAUGGUUAUAAUAAUUGCGUAUGUUAUAAUUGCAUAUAUAAUUUGUUCACACAAACCGUGUGACUCCCGCUUAGCUUCCCCGAGGCGGGCAUCUAUAAAUAGGCCCCUGCCUGGGUGCCUGGGAUUGAUUGUGAGAGACCAAUCCAAGCCAAGCCAUAAAAUUUGAUUUGCUUAUAAGCUGCUGGUAAGUGAAGAUGCUUAGGUCGAUAAGUGGGAUAGCAGGGGCGAGUGGGUUCGGGUCAGCGUCGACGGCGGCGCAGGUGAGCGAGGGCAUCGACGCGUCCAACCUGACGGCCAUCGUGACAGGCGGGGGGAGUGGGAUAGGGUUGGAGACGGCGAGAGUGUUGGCGCUGAGGAAAGCCCACGUGAUAAUCGCGGCGAGGAACACGGAGGGCGCAGUGGCGGCGGCGAGAGAGGUGAUCCUGAGAGAGAACCCGGAGGCCCGAGUGGAUGUGAUGAAGCUGGACCUCUCCUCCCUGAAAUCCGUGAAGGCCUUCGCCGAGGAGUUCAACGCCCUCUCCCUCCCGCUCAACAUCCUCAUCAACAACGCCGGCGUCAUGUUCUGCCCGUUCCAGCUCUCCGAGGACGGGUACGAGAUGCAGUUCGCCACCAACCAUCUGGGUCACUUUCACCUCACAAACCUUCUCCUGGACAACAUGAAGGCGGCCGCCAAGGCCUCCGGCAUCCAGGGCAGGAUCGUCAAUCUCUCAUCAAUAGCUCACCGCUACCCCUGCAGAAAAGGAAUCAAAUUUGACCACAUCAAUGACAAGAAAAGUUAUAAUGACAAAAUGGCAUAUGGGCGCUCCAAGCUAGCCAACAUAUUACAUGCUAAUCACUUGUCUCGCCGACUACGGGCAGGAAGAGGGAGCAAAUAUAACUGUGAAUUCGGUGCACCCAGGGUUGAUAAUGACAAAUCUUAUGAAGCAUUCAACCAUCCUUAUGAAUGUUUUAAGGAUUUUCACUUCUGUGAUUUGGAAGAAUGUCCCUCAGGGGGCAGCUACAACCUGUUAUGUGGCUCUUCAUCCCAAUGUGAAAGGCGUAUCAGGAAAGUACUUCGUUGACUGCAAUGUGUGCAAGCCCACCAAAAUGGCAAGAAACGAAGCUUUAGGAAAAGAGCUUUGGGAUUUCAGUUACCAAUUGGUGAAAGAAUCUAAAAACAAGUAAAUGAAUGUAUUUGAUUCAUAAUCGUGUAAAAUAUAAUCAUAGUACUCCAUAUUAUUGCCUAGUGAACAUCACUAGCCUCCUUUUUGUGCUCCAUUUAAUUAUGUGCAAUAACUUUAUAUGUAUUUUAAUAAUGGCAAGAGUAUUGUGUCAUUCGAUAAUACAAUUGCUAUAUUAUACUCCUUUUGGUUCUUAAUUAACUUGACACUUUGACUUCAUACAUAUUAAGAAAACAAAUGUAUUAGGGGUAAAUUUUACUAUAGAGUACGUGAUGAGGUCGUGACCCACCUAUGAUAUGAUAUAAAUAGGUUGUUGCGUGUGAAUGCCGGGUCAAUCAAAAAGAAGGAAAAUAAAAUGUAAAUGAUAAUGCGGGAAAAAAUCAAGUGUAUAGUGGUAAGUGGGACGGGGUUUGUCGAACCAAAGAGAUGUCGUGUAAGUGAGUGCAACGAUCGAAUAGGGAAAUGUGUCACUAAAGUGAAGCAAACGAGACUACAACGCAAACAUGAUAUGAUCAAGAAGAGAUGCUAAAUGAGCUAAACUACGAAAUAAAGAUGUAAAUGGGUGUCGGGGGCAUGUUUGGAACUCACAUUGCGAUUGAAGGUUGGACAAAAUAGUAUUAGAACUUUAUCACAAGAAAGAACAUGCACAACGGUUCCUCCGCCACUCUCAUGGUCGUAGGAUCGGUCAAUAAACCGUCUUGGCCACUCUCAUGGUCCAAAACUCUUAUGAUCAUGCCUAGGUGUGUGUGAAAAGGGCAAAUGAAUAUCCAAUUCUCAUUGGAAUAUUCCCUAAGUAAUUAAAUACAAGAUUUCUGAAAAUUGCAUUAAUUAAUGUCAUUGAGGCAUUUUCACAAACACAUUUCAAGCAAUAAAAUUCAAUACUAGUCACCCAACAAUUCAAUCACAUAGAGAAGCUCCCCCUCACCAAUCUAACUACUCAUGCAUUGCAAAUAAAAUAAAAAACAUAAUAAGAAAGUGCUAAAUAAAAUUAAAGACUUAAACUUGUAUUUAAUUAAAGUAGAAGAUGUAGAAAAAUAUCACCCGAAUAGAUGAGAAGCAAUUCAUUGAAGUGCAAGAGGAAAGCUUGAAUCUUGGAGGACAAAUCUCUACAAAUCAACACUAAUGUCUAGAGAAGAAAUGCAAAAACCCUUGCUAAAAUGUAAAAUCUAUCCUCUUAAAAAAUGUAAAAUCUAUCUAAAACGAGACUAGUGGCCUCCCCUCAAAUCUGAUCUGAAAUGUGGUUUUAUAAGUGUGAUUUUCGGGCUUGACAAAAUGACCACUAAGGGUAGCAGUCUGAAAAGUAAAACAAAAGAAGCUGAUGGGUAUUCUGGUCAUUUCGCUGCUGAAAAUAAGAUUAGGCUUUUAGCCCUUCGCUUCUUCUCUUCGGGGCCUUCUUCAUUCGUACGGAGCAGCAGCCGACUUCGAUCUUCUCGUGAGCAAUAGUCGCCGGCGACAGGACAAUGACGAUGAAGCUCAGAUUUCUGCUGGAUAUCGCCUUCUCCGUCGCUAGAUUGCAGCUUCUUCUCUUGAGGAUUUCCGGCACUGCUUCUCUCCUCUUCUCUGUUGAUCUAGGGCGAACAGAUUCCGGCGUGGCUAGGAGGCGGUGUAGGCUCUGGUGAAGACUUCGACUGUGGCGCGUCGGUCUGCAGCGACGAUUAACAGGGACCAGCGUAGCAGCGGGUCUUCUUCACUGACGCGAGGCACAUCGGCCAUGGGAGCAGCAACCUGGGCGGUGGUGAUGGCUUGGACUCCGGCGCGACUGGGCGGCAGCUGCCGUGGUGCUACGGGCAGAGCCUGUUUCUUCUUCUUCUUCUGCCUGCUGGGUUAGUUCUUUUUUUUAAAGAAAUGUAAGUAUAUAUAAAGCAUCCAAAAAU
Molecule: messenger RNA, 3258 nt
Organism: Cuscuta europaea
Lineage: Eukaryota; Viridiplantae; Streptophyta; Magnoliopsida; Solanales; Convolvulaceae
Source: the annotation of a GenBank genome assembly